Molecule: messenger RNA, 3234 nt
Organism: Xenopus laevis (African clawed frog)
Lineage: Eukaryota; Metazoa; Chordata; Amphibia; Anura; Pipidae
Product: traf2 and NCK-interacting protein kinase-like
Exons: 10
Coding region: 2156-3034 (292 amino acids)
Source: RefSeq, a predicted model, not a curated record
UAACCAAUGAAUGAAAAACUAUAAUCAAAUAAAUCAUAACGAUUUUUAAAUUAUAGUCGCUGAAUUGAGUUGAUUUUAUAAAAUAAUAUUGUCUCUCUAAUACAGGACAACAUAGAAGCAUCUGAACAACUUCAGCUAGAGCCCUAUGAGGAGUUGUGUGAGGAAAAUGGAUAUGGAUCUGAAGAACCUCAAGUUGAGUCCUGUGUGGAAUCUGAAAUAAAGGAAAACAUAGACGGAUCUGAACAACUUCAGCUAGAGCCCUAUGAGGAGUUGUUUGAGGAAAAUGGAUAUGGAUCUGAAGAACCUCAAGGAGAGUCUUGUGUGGAAUCUGAAAUAAAGGAAAACAUAGACGGAUCUGAACAACUUCAGCUAGAGCCCUAUGAGGAAACUGAAAUUAUUUUGGAGUUGUUUGAGGAAAAGGGAUAUGAAUCUAAAGAACCUCAAGGAGAGUCCUGUGUGGAAUCCGAAAUAAAGUUUUCUAAGGAAAACAUAGAAGGAUCUGGGCAGCUUCACCAAGAGCCCUUUGACGUAAGCAGCAAUUCUAUAAUCAAAUAAAUCAUAAAGAUUUUUAAAUUAUAGUCGCUAAAUUGAGUUGAUUUUAUAACAUAAUAUUGUCUCUCUAAUACAGGACAACAUAGAAGAAUCUGAACAACUUCAGCUAGAGCCCUAUGAGGCAACUGCAAAUGUCUUGGAGUUGUUUGAGGAAAAUGAAUCUGAAGAACCUCAAGGAGAGUCCUUUGUGGAAUCCGAAAUAAAGUUUUCUAAGGGAAACAUAGAAGGAUCUGGGCAGCUUCACCAAGAGCCCUUUGACGUAAGCAGCAAUUCAUUUUAUUUUAUUUUAAGAAUACAAUUAUAUUAACAAUUCUAGUCCAGCAUCACACUAAGCUCCAUAAAAUAGAACAUGUUAUAAUGCUUUUAAGCUUUCAACUAGAUGGCUCACAGAUUUUCUCUUUACUUAUCAGGAGUUUCCAAAAGAAACUGAAAUUGACAUUAGCCAGGAUCAAUGGUCAGAAGAAGAGGAACAGAGCAGUGACCUUGAUGAUGGUUUUAAGGUUUGAAUUUUUCUCAAUAUAAUGUUAAAUGACAAUUUAACCAUUUUAAACAUAUUUGGCCCCAGCACAUGUCUGCUAGGCAACCUAAUCUAUGGGGGGCACGCAUAGGAAUUUGGCUGAUGCGAUUGGAAAGGAGGUGGGAGGCUGUGCAGUGGUCCUAAUGUGUCUGAAAGACUUAGUUGUUCCUUAAGCUAGAGGGGUUCGUUUUAACAACUAAUUGUAUCUCUUUUAACUAGGUGUUACUAAACAAACUUGAAAUGAAGUUCCCAACUGAAAUCUCAGAAAAAGAGCAAGUGAAGGACCAAAGAAGGAAAGAGUGCCUUAAUGAGGUUUGAACAAAAAGAAUUAAACCUUUUAUCAAUAUAAAUUUAAAGGGGCAGUAUACCCCUUUUUAAAAUACUUCUGUAUAAUGAGCUGCUCUUAUCACAAAGCCUAAUGCUUCAGCAGGAGAAGUAAACUUGUGAUUUGCAUUAACUAUGGUGAUAUGAAGCAGGCAGUAGAAUGUAUAGUACUUUAAAUGUUAGUUUUUGCUCUAUUUUGUUCAAGAAUUAAUAAGAACUAUAGAUAUGUCUUAAUUAAAACUAUAGACAAAUUAUAGUUCAGCGAAAUGCUGUUCACUGAAAUAAUGUUAAAAAGGUCUAUACUGUCCCUUUAAGCAACUUAACUUCAGGCUUUAGUUCAACUCAACAACAAAUCCUUUCUUUUGUUUUUUUAAGGAGGUACCAAAGAAAAUUAACAGUGGGACCACAAAUAUAAAUAUCCUGAAAAAGGAAGAAAUAAAUAGAAACAUAAUGAAAAAAGAAAAAGAAAAGUGUGUCUACCGCACCCAAGAAGACUUUAGCAAGGUUUGGAUAACAUAACAUACUUUAUUGAAUCCUUUAUAUAUACGUUUACCUAAUAUUUUGCCACCCCCAGUAAAUGAACCUUUCCUUGUACUUUAUAUAAUAAUUGCAGUUUUACUGAAUAAACUCAGAUUAUCUAAUUAAACAUUUUUUUUUCUUCCCCAGGAGGAUGAUAAAGAUCCAUUUGCCAAAUACCCAGAGCCCAGGGGAUAUUUAAAACUUGGAGAGGCCAUCGGAGAAGGCAAUUUUGGAGUUGUCCAUAUGGGUUGGCAUCAAAUCAAACGCAAAGAAGUGGCCGUUAAAAUAAUAAGGAAAAUAGAGGAUCAAGAUACAAUCCUUAAUGAACUGGAAAUACUUGAGAAGGUCUCUGGCCAUGAGAAUAUCAUCUCCUUUUAUGGCGCAUUUCACCAAAAGCCUGCUAGAAGGAUUAAUCAAGAGCUAUGGAUUGCUACAGAACUUUGUGAUGGUGGAUCAGUACUUGACCUAAUAAAAAGCAAAAGGAAUCGUUCCUUAGACGAAAGCUGGAUUGCUUAUAUCUGCAAGCAGGUAUUACAGGGCUUGUAUCAUCUCAGAAAACAGAGAAUUUUACAUUGCGACGUGAAGCCCGAUAAUCUGAUGCUAACUGAAGACGCAGUUGUAAAGAUAAUUGAUUUUGGUGGUGCUGUCACGGGAGGAAAAAGUGAUAGCCCUGCUGGAGAUAUGGCAUAUUUAUCACCAGAGGCCAUUGUCUGCAUGAGUAAGAGAGGCGAAUUUGACCAUAAGGCUGAUGUGUGGUCUUUGGGAAUGUCAGCCAUUCACAUGGCAGAAGGAUGUGUCCCAUACAACAAACUUCCUGACAAGGCUUUGAUCCAACAAAUUACUCGUGGUCCGGCUCCUACGUUGAAAGGGAACAAAUGGAGUGAAAAAUUCCACUACUUUAUUGAGGAAUGCCUGCAGAAAAAUCCUGUUGAGAGACCAUCUGCAAGGCAGCUCUUGUCACACCCUUUCAUCACAGAAAUAAGCAAUGAAAGGGUUGUACAGAAGAAUAUUAUGAAACAUCUGCAGAGAGGUAAGAAAAAUAGCUUAUUCUUAUUGUCAUUCUGUAACUAUCUGUUGUCCUAUACAAACAAUAUUCUCUGGCUUCACAUAACAAAGGCAUAGACUGUUAGGGUGUGGGUUACUGAACUAGGCCACAUGUAGGAGUGAGACCCAUAAGGUGAGAUGGGAGACAAUGUUAUUGUUGGAUAGUUCUAGCUGACUGUUAAAUAAGAAGAUUAAGGCAUGUGACCUAUACAUAAUAAUUUUACAAUUUCUUAAUUUUUUUAUAUUUGCAUUUACAAUGUUUGCCAUUACAUGUUUUA